This is a messenger RNA of Cokeromyces recurvatus, 570 nucleotides long. RefSeq lists its product as uncharacterized. The transcript has 3 exons. Gene Ontology annotation, cellular component: mitochondrion; mitochondrial large ribosomal subunit. Bases 1 to 570 code for a protein of 189 amino acids. The record is from RefSeq and is a predicted model, not a curated record. NCBI's taxonomy places the organism in Eukaryota, Fungi, Mucoromycota, Mucoromycetes, Mucorales, Mucoraceae.
AUGUUUGCCUGUCAACGAACUUUAUUCAACAUUACAAUCAGGAAACAAUUUCAUACAGCUUCUAUUAUUUGUGCUAAAAAUGAAGGAGGCUUAUUGGGUAAAUUGAAUCCUUGGGCAAAGAAAGAAGCACAACAAGAAGUAACCCCUGCACAAAAUACGAGUGAUGAUGUCCCAAAAAUGACAGUAGACGAUUCAACUAAAGUUACUUUUAAUGUUCAAUACGAAGAACCAGAAGACAUUAUUUCGUGGAAAAAAACGGACAUGAUGAAAGAUCCAACUGAGAUUGAAACAACUGUCAAAACUAUCAUUCUUCAACAUGUUCAAGGAGCCACUGAAGCUAAUUGGAACGAGUUAAGUAUCCAAGAUUUAAAUACUAAAUUUCAGAUUAUUAAGGAAAGCAUCAAGCAAACAGGAAAAGAGGUACCUAAUCACGAACUCAAUAAACUUAAGAGUACAAAAGAUGUUAUAGAAUUCUUCAAGACAGAACACAGCAAAGUAAAAGAUGUUCAAGACUAUUUGUUGGAACAAGAAUCACUACCACCUAAUAUAAAGUUUAUUCCCAAACAAUAA